AUGAAAAAGUUCAUGCCAUACAACAACUAUAUGCGCCUACAAUCACGAAACGGCAACCCACGUUGCGCCCAACGUACGGUAUUACGCCUUCUCCGCCGGUUUCAAAAUGACAGGGGUAGCGGUUACUUCACAGCAUUUUUAACUCCUCCCAAGGCUAUUGCAGCCAUCACCGCAGACCCCUGCCUUGGCCAUUCAGCAGAGCCUCAACCCGCGACCUCCUUCACAGCAAUUUUAACCUCCCCCAAGUGCAUCAACAACAGCCUCAAAUCCCAACUCAGCCCAUAUAAAUCCUCCACCCACCCUCCCCUUCCCCAAAAAAGCCAUUGCAAUGCCAACGCUGUUGGUGGACAAAACCACACCACACCCAUUCACUUAAAAAGCAAAGCCGCCGAAAAGUCUAUCUCCUCGAACUUGGCCAAAGCGCCUUAG
This is a messenger RNA of Trichoderma harzianum CBS 226.95, 429 nucleotides long. RefSeq lists its product as hypothetical. The transcript has 3 exons. The record is from RefSeq and is a predicted model, not a curated record. Bases 1 to 429 code for a protein of 142 amino acids. NCBI's taxonomy places the organism in Eukaryota, Fungi, Ascomycota, Sordariomycetes, Hypocreales, Hypocreaceae.